Messenger RNA from Pocillopora meandrina, 6536 nucleotides. Lineage: Eukaryota; Metazoa; Cnidaria; Anthozoa; Scleractinia; Pocilloporidae. The record is from the annotation of a GenBank genome assembly.
CUCUGAUGCCCGUUGAGCCUUAGUACAGUUGAAGUCGCAAAGACCUGAAAAUGGGUCUGAAAUUUUCAGUAACCUGUGGGCUCUUCGAGCUGAUGCUGUUGACCCUGUUUGCUGUUCUGGUUAAAUAUGGGGAGCGUGCUAUGCCCCCAUCGCGACGAAUAAGCCAGGACGUAAACAAAAGCUCUGAAGUACACGUUCACACGGGUCCUGAGAAUGAUGUGCCGAUUCUCUAUCCUUGUAAGUGAAAUGUGCAUCGUUAUCUCUCUAAUACUUAGGAUAAAGAGGAGCCACAUUGUACUGUUUGGUCCUUACCCUACAAAGUGACACAAAUUUUUUUCACGAAAUAAGUCGAACACGUUUUGUCCUCAUGUUCCGUCACCCUUCAGUAAGUCAGUGUUUUUGUUUUAUGAAACAGUGAGGCCCAGCAUAAAGUUCGCUAUGGUUCAAUGAUAAAAAAUAGGGGCGCGAAACGCGAAAGUCUGAAGUUCGAUUCCUCAUGGGGACUCUGAAAUUUUUCUUGGACCUACGCUAAAGACAAGACGAAAAAACACCCUUCUUUAAUGUUAAAGGGUUGAUAAGAAUGAAAAUUAUUUACUUGAAAUGGAAUAACAAAAUCAUUCAGCUGAGAUGAAUUUAAGCUAUCGACACUUGCGUUCUAUUAGUCGGGUUGGCUGACCUUAAUUUUCAAAAAAUUGCGCAAAGACCGUAUAAACUUUAGCGUGAAAAGAGUUUUUGACGUUUUUAGAUGAAACACACAGUUGGACAGUUUCUGUAGUAAACGAUAGUCACUUGCUGGAACAUGUAGUAAAAUCACCGGUAGAAAGAUUAUUGUUACAAUUUUCCUUUUGUCUUGUCAUAUAAAUUUUUAAAUUGUAUUUAAGAGGACAAAAGAACCAUGUCAGAUUUUUCAUUUUAUUUUCAAAGCAAAAUUGAUCUAUCAUGAUCUAUCAGUAGCUUGAGUGCUUUCUUUUCUAUUUACAUGCCGGCUUUCACCGUCUCAUUACUAAUGUCCACUGCUUCGUGAGACCACGUUUUUCUGGUCGAUCUGGGUCCAAUGAUCAACCCGCAAGAGUCUCAUGAUCACCAGUCAAAACCGCGAAACGACUCGUAUUCGUUACCACGAUACUUACUCUUUUCUUGUGAUCGAUGUAAGGCACAAUUCCGUAACUUUGCGAUAUAUUUUCCUUCCCAAGGGGACAUAGAGGAUAUUACAUCGCCGCGCGUGCACGUGGAUACAAAUUGUAUCUUCGAGUAUUCGUAACACCUAUCAACAAAUAAACAUGUAAACACCCUCGCCUCGCGCUCACUUUUACGCGCGCGAAGGCUCUUGCUUCCACACACAGCUCUUGUUCGGUUUGCUCCUGUGCGCGUGUGUUUAUAAUGGAUACAUGCUCGCCUGGCGCAAAACCACACGCACGUCUUAGCCUUUGACCUUUAUUACUUCUCAAAGAAAAUUGGUUCAACUUUUUCCUUUUUUGAUUCUUCUGCUUUAAUCUGCUCCUUAAUUUUAGUUUCGAUUGAGGAGAUAGAUCAAACAUUCGAGACAGCAUUCAGUCAUAUUCGCAAACGUGUCGAAAGUCGUCAAAAAUACACCGUUACACGUCAUGUUUUCAACUGUUAUCAUGAUUGUUUCGCUUUUCUUGCUGUCUCGCUUCAUUUUUUUUCUUACGUGUCUUCUGUUUCCUUCUACAGUCUUUCAGGAUGUUAACGUUAUCGUCUUUUUUGGCGUUGGUUUAUUGAUGACCUUCCUAAAGAAGUAUGGUUAUAGUGGUGUGGGAUACAACUUCUUCAUUGCAGCCCUCCUUUCCCAAUGGGGUGCAAUUGUAAAUGGCUGUUUUAAUCAGAUUUACAUCGAUGGAAAAGACCACAUUGAAAUUGGUCUGAGAAGGUAUGUAUAGGUAAUCACAUGAUUUCGAGUGCAAUUUGGAAUAAAUAAGCACGAGUAAAUUUUUUCAAAGACUAACAAAAUUGCACGAGCCCGUAAGGCGAGUGCAGUUUGUGGUCUUUGAAGAAAAAUCAUGUGAUUACGAAAUAAUAAUAUACAUGAAAAGAUACGAGAUAGCUUAUCAUAAUUAUACAGAAGCAAAGCGCGCGCAUCAAGUGCAAAAAUAAUUUAUUCAAACCCUGCAAGUGACAUGGUACUUUCGGUCAAAACAACCGCGUACGAUCUAAACAAUAAUAUACAAUGAUAUUUUCACAUAUUUAAGGCGUAAGAAGGUUCAAAGUCCAGCUAAACAGUUCAAGGAGUUGUUCAGUCUGGUUUGUUACUUCUUUGCACUGAUUUAACCCUCUUCUGCAUUGAAUUACCUGAAAACUGCAUUUAUCUUAACCAAUCAGAAUUGAGUAAUUUUUUCAUGUAUUUUGUUAGUGCCAAAAAGAUCCAAAAGUCGUAUUUCACCGUUUAUUCUCUAUAAAGACUUUAUUAGCAGGCUAAGUACAAAAUGAAUAUUUUUUUCUUUUUCUUUCUGUGCCCUAUAGAAAGUAUUGAAAUUAAGUUUACUAAUCUACCCACCAUGUUGUCUGGCAUAAUUAAAGGUAUAAAUGUGUGAGAGUGGAACAAAUAGGCUCGCAGCCCGUGCAUAAUUACGAAUGCAACGAUUUACUUCUUAUGCUUUCGCUUCGUCUGAUUUCAAUGCAGUUUGAUAAGCGCGGAGUAUGCCGCCGUUACUGUCCUCAUCAGCUUUGGAGUGGUCUUGGGAAAAGUGAGCCGCCUGCAACUACUUGUCAUCGGUAUCCUGGAAAUAUUAUUCUAUGCCGUCAAUAAUUUGUUGGCAGUCAAAUAUCUGAAGUACUCCGACGCAGGAGGGUCCAUAUUCUUGCAUGCGUUUGCGGCGUAUUUCGGUUUAGCCUUGUCGUGGAUACUUUACAAUGAAAAUUCUUUGGACAAUUAUAAUGAAGGAUCCAGUUACCAUUCAGAUAUUUCUGCUAUGAUUGGUAAGAUAUAAAGGUAUUAUCCUGAAACAAUUCUCUAGGUAUUUGCUUAAGUAUGUCACAGCAGUCACACACACGACAAAUUGAAUCGUAUUUGGCUCAGCUUACAGAGCAGCUGUUGUUUCUAUGUGUUUUUUAAAAAGAAAUAGUGCGGGAAAUACGCGCGUAAGAUGCACGGAGUGCGAGCAAAUCAACCGCCUAAUCCCUACUCGAGCCCCGUCCACAUCCCCUCUUGUCUGAAACUGCAACAACUUACACUAGCACUUACCCCUGACUCGUCUCCAGUCAUCUCCGAGGGAAGCGCUCAGGGGUGAAUCAAGGAAUAGCCACCUUACCUCCUCCUCCUUGUCGCCUGUCACAAUGCCCCGUAUCUAUUUCUCUCGCGAUUCUAAAGACCGAAAACAGGCUGGAGAUGAAUCAACAUUCGCCAUUGCUUGAGUCAACAUUCGAUCACUGACAGACAUAAAAAGACCGCAAAUGUCGUUUGCAAUCCAAUAUCUGAUCAAACCUCUAAGUUUUGUUGCUAUCUAUGUAGGGUAAUUUUGUAGUAUCAACUGAGUUGAUAACGUAAAUUGGCCACCGUAAAGAGUUACAUAGCUGACGUUUCGAGCGCUAGCUCUUUGCCAGAGCAAAUGACGAAGGGCUAUGCUAGAAACGUCAACUUUGAAACUCUUAAUGGUGGCCAAUUUACGUUAUCAACUCAGUUGAUACUACUUAAUUACCCUGUUAUACUCUCCCACCGAUGCAACACCACAGUUUCUUUAGAAACUUACCCCCUUUAUCCAUUCUACAACAUGCGCUUCAACUGGAAGGAGAUUUUAACAAAUAUAUUCGUUGCUGGUAAACCCGAAAUCGUAAACUAUGUUAUAUCUCAGGUACACUAUUCUUGUGGUUGCUCUGGCCCAGUUUCAACGCUGCGUUACUGCCUCCAGAUUACGUCGCUCAACAUCGCUCCAUCAUCAACACUUACUUCUCCUUAACUGCAUCCUGUGUUGUGGUUUUUGUGCUGUCGCCUAUCUUUCAGAGAAGUGGCGGUAAAUGGAAAAUAAGUAUGGUGAGAAAAAAAUUAGUCCUUUCGAUUCUUAGAGCUCGCGACACGGUUGCGCCUAAAGCAGGAGGGAAGAUUGGGUGAUUAAUAUGACCUCCUGUCGGUCAAUAAAAAGGGAUAAUUAUAUAAAAACUGAACGACAGCAAACCAGUAUGCUCGACCACUACGAUGUUAGUUCAAGAUCUUCCCUCCCGGGUGAGGCCUCAAACUAUUCACAAUUCUUGCAAUAUGAUAAACAAAUGCACCCACAAGUCAUUCAAACUUUGGCAAGAAAAAAUACGUUUGGAGAACCCUGAUAAUUUUAACUAGAGACUCGUUUAGUAAAAUAUGAAAAAAUGGAGAAGAUUCACUAAAUAAAUGGUUACAAAAUUUGUAGCAGUGUACAUAUUUUGAAGUUUUAAAAGCAGCUGCUUUCUUUUUUUUAGGUUCAUGUUCAAAACGCUAGUCUGGCCGGCGGCGUUGCCGUGGGAACAACAUCUAACAUGUUUUUGACACCUUUCGGAGCUCUUUUAAUUGGUUGUUGCGCCGGAGCACUGAGCACUGUGGGAUUUUCCUAUUUGACAGUAAGCAAAAUGAAUGUGUUUGAUUUUAGAUAACACGUCUACUUAGUAAGUGUAAUCACAGCAGCCUAUUUAAAACAACCUGAGAUAAAACGCAAUAUCCCUUACUUUUUCUUUGUCAUUUUAAGUUUUUUUCCUGAACAUGUACAAGAAAGGUUACUUUCCGCAACCUCGAACCCAGGCUGCAUCCAAAGGAAUGGACUUGUGCUGACAUAACACUGUGAUUUUACCCUGGUUAAUAAUAAUCUCCCUUUUCUUGAACCACACCUGGGGAUCUCUAAGGGAAGGUCGAAACGAUUAUUUACCGGCCUGGAGGUCCGCACGGUGAAAAACUGUGAACAAAGUCUGAGAAAUGCUCCCUGAGGCCACAGGUCGGGGGCAACAUUUUUAAGUCCACGCUAAGUGUGCAGUAUUUGUUACCAUGACCUGUCAGAGAAUGAAUCAAAAGGCUGUACUCUAUAAAGUUUCUUUCUUGUGAAACUAAAGCAAUCAAGAGGUGUUUUAAUGUAAUGUUGAGUGCAAAAUCUUGUCAACAUAUAAAAGCUAAUCUUUCUAUUUUCAACUCUUACCUCAUCCGUAGUCAUUCUUAACCAAGUCUCUCAAAAUCCAUGACACAUGCGGUGUGCACAACUUGCAUGGAAUUCCGGGAAUUUUCGGUGGCAUUGCGGGCGCAAUUAUUACUGCGCUUGCACAAGUUGACUCAUACGGAUACGAAGGGUUUGUAGUUUCCUCUCUUUUGCAACAGAUUUUGUAUACAUUGCCACUCAGAAAACCAAACCUAACGUGACAAAGCAGCCAAUCUGAACGAAGAGAAAUAUCACACACGAGCCAAUGAGAACUCGAUAUACAAACAUAUCCUGAGCGCGGGAAAACGCGGGUGACCAUGUCGUGAAUGGUUAAGUUUUCCAUCUUCUUGGCUGAGUGGCUGACUACUCUCGACACGUUCUCUUUUAUUUUCAGUCUAUUCAGUGUGUGGGGUGCGCGAGCUCCGAAGAUGAACUCAACUGAUUACUGGGCGCUGAAGAAUAUGAGUGUGAAGUUUGAUGUGGGAGAUGAACGCUCAGCCUUUGUUCAGGCUGGUUACCAGGUCGCUGGUAUUAUGGUUACUUUAGUCAUCUCUAUCUUUGGAGGAAUUGUGACUGGUAAAAAUUUUUUAGUGAUAACAGUUUUAUCGAAAAACAGAAACGAAGCAAUGCGGUGGGUGACUGAAAAGCUGUACCAACAUGCUUCAACAAGUCUCAGUUACUGCGAAAGUUGCCAUUAGAGAUUAAAAUUGAUUUCCUAAAAGCGACCCUCAUUAUGAAAUAGACUCGACAUAUUGAAACUGGUUUUCUCUAUUUAGGUUUGAUUGUUAAAAGAGAGAUCUUUGAUCCACCAACUGAAGAACAGCUGUUCGAUGAUGAGGAUUUUUGGGUGGUGAGUGUGUAUUGAGGCUUGAUAACUGUUGAAAUUCGGUACUAAUCACUUAUGUGUAACAAGGGUCUAAAAUACACGAGAGGGAAUGAGACCGAUACUCGACCCAAGCCUCUUUUUUGUGCGCUUUGUGUUUUAUACACAUGGGCGAGAACUAGACACCACGAAAUUUGCAAGGCUCUGUGUUAUAACUAACACUCAUUGACCGAUGUGGAGGUGAAUGAUGGUGGGUAUGUAGCAAGUUGCAAUGCGGCGAGAUAAAUAUCCACCACUUUCAACAACACUGAGGUGAAUAAUUGUGUUAGUAGAUACCAGACAGAAACAAAAAAAAAUAGUUUAUAUUGCCAAUAUACCAAAAAAUGGAUAGAAAUUUAAUUGUCGACGCGCGAUUUUGUCUCUUUGGCUACUCGGAGGUGAAUAGUUCUUAUCAAUCACUUCCGAACCGGCCAAUCAGCGCGCACGAAAAGUACUAUUCACCUUUGAGGUACAGUAUAUACUAAUUAUUCAUUCUUAACAUUAGCAUUUGUUUCUUUUUCUGACAGCUCCCACAGAAACAUAUUGAGGGAUACGAAAACAUUGAUUGA